Messenger RNA from Babesia ovata, 1599 nucleotides. Its product is annotated as major facilitator transporter, putative. The record is from RefSeq and is a predicted model, not a curated record. The transcript has 4 exons. Lineage: Eukaryota; Apicomplexa; Aconoidasida; Piroplasmida; Babesiidae. Bases 1 to 1599 code for a protein of 532 amino acids.
AUGGUCGUGCCCGGCGAGUGCCUUGAGCGCGUUGGUGAGAUUGCUGUUCUGGUAACUGCCGUGGAGCUGUGUCCACAGAGGGAACAGCUUGUCGAUGGCCUCACCGUUCAGGUGCGUUUGGUAACUCUCAUGGUGAGAGUACGCACGCCGGGACGAUUCGUGGUUCCACAUUCUCAGCAGAUGACUGAACAGCGCGAACACGUCGCCGACGAGUCCAAGGUCCCAGAAGCCGAGCGGGGUGAGGCACUGCUGGCCGGGUUGAUUGCCGGGGCAGUCGACGCAUUCGAUGGCAUUGUCAACUACACUGAGCUUAUGCGGCAGGAGGCUGGGACAGCUGUCGGUGAGGAAGGACUGGAGCGGCGAGGUGGGCGGGCAGUUGUGAGUUGCGUCAUCGGGCUGCUUGUCGAGAGUGUUACAUUGCCAGUGGGAGGACGGCACCUGCCGACCGUAGUGGCACUCCCGCCAGCCCUUGGUUGUGGCGGUGGCACGGCAGCACUGGGCGUAGAGGAAAUACAGCACGGGGCACAGACGGCAGACUAUCUGUCUCAGCAUAUCAAGCAGCUCGUCGGGGUCGGCCGGGUAGUACAGCUGUGCGGUGUUGUUGGCGAAGUCGACGGAGUAGGGGCCGUUGUCCCUGUCGUCGCCGGUGAGCUUGCAUAUCUUAUAGCUUCGCCAGUUGUUGCCGCAUUUCUCUGCCAAGUUGCUAAGCGCCUCGUGCGUCAUCGGGAUGAUGCUCAGCAACACCUUGGCGUACUUGUCGGCGUCAGCCUCCCGGCACUGCGCUCCCGAGUAGCGAGAGACGUACGCACCGCCGAACUCCCCGACGAAGGCACUGAGUCCCCUGCUCACGGAGUCCAGCGUGGGAGUGGAGGGCUUCUGGAACGACUGCGGAGUCAGCUGUGUGAGCGCGUCGGUGAGGUUGUGGAGCAGGCCUCGCAGCCUGUCGUCGAAGCCCUGCGUCACGCAGAGGAACUUGUCGCACAUGGCGAUGGCCUCCUGGAGGUCACCGGUGCGGAGGGCGUGGAUGUCACUCUUGAUUUUUUCGAGUGCUUUGUCGAUGUUAUUUUCUUUGAAAAGCCCCAACUUCCAAUCCACACUACCGGCUUCGCUCGCAAUCUUGGCGCACAGUUCACCAAGGAAUUUGUUGAUGUCAGGGACUGUAUCCCUGUUGAGAUCUUCAAUGUCUUUCUUGAUUUUUUCAAGACCUUCAUUUUUGUCCUUACCAAUCUUCUUUAUCAUAAAUUCCAUAUUCUUGAUCACGCCUCUUUCUUUUGGCUCACCGGCAUCCUUACCCUGCAACUCACUCCUCAGCUCGUCAAGCUCCGCGGUGAUUUGGGUGACGCCUUGCUCUAUGUUCUUGGGUUGUCCAGUCAACUCACUUUGUUGAGCGUGAAGGCCAUUUUCAAUAUUCUCCAAGCCCUUAGCAUUGUUAUCAUCAUUCCAACUUGCCUCGUUACUCAUCCCUUUGUCCUUCAAAUCACCCAGCUUUUCAAUGACGUCACUGUCCAGCGUGCUCCUCUGCUCUUUGAGUGCAUCCUUGAUUGCCUCGCUGGCUUCCCCUAUGGCUUGUGGAUUGGAUGUAAAAUCACCGGAUUGUAA